AUGGCCGCCUCGCAAUCUGCUGACACCCCAUUCCAACCUGCUGCUCGUCAGCAGGUUAUGAGCCCAAGCCUGCGGCUCCCCGGAGAAGAUCGACAAGGACCUCAGUAUGGUCGAAUACACGAGCAGAGGUUGGAUGGUGGUGCACCAAUAGUCAAUGGUUAUGGUUCAGUGCCAGUGACAUCUGCAGGGCAUGGCGUGCUGGAUUCAUCAGUGCAUGUGAGUUCAGGGGCUGUACCCAUGGAGCAAUCAGUGCAUGCGGGUUUGUCAGUGCCUGUGAGUCUAGGGGCUGUACCCGUGGAGCAAUCAGUGCCUGUGGAUGCAUCAGCGCCUGUGAGUCACUCAGUGCCUGCGAAUACAUCAGUGCCUGAGAACAUGUCAGUGCCUGCGAAUGCAUCAGUGCUUGCGAAUUCUGGGCCUGGCGUAGCCCCUGGAUAUGGUGCAAGCAUGGAUGCUGGGACUGAGUCAACCAUUGGAUAUAGAGGUGGGCCGGGUUUUCCACAGGGUUCGAGUUCUGGUGGUGGAGCAGCUGAUAACAUCAUGAGAAUGGAACAGCAUGUAGCUACUGGAGCUGGCCCUAUGGUGGAUAUGGAGGGACAAUGGCAUCUUUAUCCCUCACCACUGCAGUCUCCUGUGUCUGAGCAGGAGAAUCGUCAGACAGUGGAAAGUACACGAGCUGGCCGAGCAGCUCAUUGGUUUGCCCGACUUGGAGACUUCUUCCAGCAGCGGAGGGUGGAAGUUCACACUGCAUGGAGUCCGGGAAGACAAAUUGCAGAGAAUCCGUGGCUGAGACCACGAACGGCGCUGCAAAGUGGUGGAUGGGUUGGAGAGACCGCUCGCAGCCCCGAUCGACCCGUGACGCCACCUUCGAGUGGCUCUGGAGGUGUUCCUCAGGAGUUGGUGCAAGCGGAGGUAUCUCGGCAACUGGAAGUCGCGAUGGGCGACAUGUAUGGUGGUGUGAUGGAACGCAUUGCUGAGGAGAGAAAAAAGGCCGAGGAGGCAAUGCUGGAGUCGCAACGACUGCGGGAUCAACUCCGAGAAGUGGAGGCGAUGGUGGCGGAAAAGGAAGGGGAGGCUCAACGAGCAGUUCCACGAGGUCAAUCUGCACCUGAUCCGUCGUCGUUACCAAGAGUGACCGUCAAUCUGCACCUGAUCCGUCGUCGUUACCUGGUCCCAGCGUUAGAGCUGGGUGUACAGAGCAACCGAGGUCGGCAUCGUUGGAACCCGAGCGUGGAGCUAAGGGUUUUUUGCAGAGCCUCUUUGGAAUCGGUCACCAGCCUAGAGCAGAAAGGGCUGAAUCUGGUCCACGACAACAUCCACCUCUACGUGCAGGAGGAGGUCAAUCUUCGUCAACGCCAGGCAAUGAGCAAGUCUUGA
Symbiodinium natans is the source of this 1374-nucleotide messenger RNA. NCBI's taxonomy places the organism in Eukaryota, Dinophyceae, Suessiales, Symbiodiniaceae. The record is from the annotation of a GenBank genome assembly.